AUGCAAUCCGCCGACGACGCCUUCAUAGGAAAGGACCUGCCCCAUUUUCACCAUCAUCCAAAUGCGACGAUGUACUUGAGUGGUGGAGUCACGAGGAAUCUCCCGGAGCAUAUCGAUGACAUGAGACUACUCUACGGAUCGUUCUCAGACGUUGUCACGCAUAACCGCAAUUACAUUGUUCUCUUUGGUGAACGCGACUGGACGGUUGCACUGACACGAGCUUCCGGUGUCAAUGACGGCCCUAUUGAUGGUCUGGAUGGAGAGCUCUCCGCACCAACAUUUCGGACCAUCAAUCCCACCAUUAUGACUAUUGCUCGUUGGAGUGGAGGUCAAAUGAUGGAGGAGUAUCUAUGGCAGGAUCCUAUUAUUUGGUAUCGACAGCUCGGUUUUCUCCCUGUUCGCCCCGCCAAAGAUCUCCCUGAAAUUGGACAGAACCCCGUGCCAGGAAAGCCGGCGUCAGAAAACCCGGCCGCGAACAAGCAAGGUGUACUCGCGUCGGAUAAUGCUCUCAAUGCGGGCAAAUUUGACGCUCGCAGCUUGCGCCUGUCAACCAAUGCGACCGUCUAUGGAUUCAACGAUGAGGGACUCAACGUUGAUGGCUGGCUUAAGCAGCUUCAGGUGCUUAAGAAGGCAUUCCCGGAUCUGCGCAUAAACAAUAAGCCAUACAAGCAGGUGAUUGCACAGGGCGAAUGGACGGCUACAAUUGCCAUGCUGAGCGGAACGCACAAUGGCGCACUGGAGCUUCCGGUAUACUUGGCAAGUGAGCCGGUAGCUGCCACCGGCAAGAAGUUUGAGCUGCUGCAUUACACCAUCUGUCGCUGGAGAGAUGGACAAAUCGUGGAGAUGAGAGUCAAUAUUGACUGGUUCGGCAUUGUUGGAGCUCUUGGUAUCUCACUCUAA
Molecule: messenger RNA, 900 nt
Organism: Fusarium redolens
Lineage: Eukaryota; Fungi; Ascomycota; Sordariomycetes; Hypocreales; Nectriaceae
Exons: 1
Coding region: 1-900 (299 amino acids)
Biological process (GO): polyketide metabolic process
Source: RefSeq, a predicted model, not a curated record